Naegleria gruberi is the source of this 3288-nucleotide messenger RNA. Its product is annotated as phosphoinositide-3-kinase gamma. Gene Ontology annotation, biological process: phosphatidylinositol 3-kinase/protein kinase B signal transduction; phosphatidylinositol-3-phosphate biosynthetic process; cell migration. The record is from RefSeq and is a predicted model, not a curated record. Gene Ontology annotation, molecular function: 1-phosphatidylinositol-4-phosphate 3-kinase activity; 1-phosphatidylinositol-3-kinase activity. Gene Ontology annotation, cellular component: phosphatidylinositol 3-kinase complex; cytoplasm; plasma membrane. The transcript has a single exon. NCBI's taxonomy places the organism in Eukaryota, Heterolobosea, Eutetramitea, Acrasida, Naegleriidae. Bases 1 to 3288 code for a protein of 1095 amino acids.
AUGAGAAGUAGAGAGUUGAGUAGAGAAGAAUGUUUUUCCAUCCUCCAAUUUGAACCUUCCUUGUUUUCUCUAAUGACCGGAAGGCUGAUCUGUAAAAAUUUCUAUGAGGCUUGUGUAUUGUUGCAGCUCAGAAUUAAAUUUAAAACUCGGAAGGAAAUUUUAGCCUUUGCCAAGUUGUUGGAUCGAAGAAUAUUGAAAAAAGUGGUAGAAAUCAGUGCCAAGAAUUGUGAUCUUGAAGAUGAUGAUAUGCAAAUCAUCGGAUCAAUGUUUGAUAAUUUACAAAUUUUAAAUUUAGAGAAUAAUUUAUUGACUUUGAAUGGAUUGCACUGUUUGGAGGGCAGUGGAAUUGUUAAUUCUCUUAGGGUAAUCAAUAUUAGAGGAAAUCAAGGAAGUUUAGAUAUUGAUGUAUUUAAAAAUUUGAAAAUUCUUGAAUGUGAAAAAGUAGAUAAACCAAAAAAGAUUCAUCAGUUGGAAGCUUUAACUACCAGUAGCAUUUCAAAUCAAAUUGUUGAAAGUUUACCCCAUUUAAAACAUAUUACAAUAACUAGAGGUAAAAUUGGUGCUUGGGACUCUCUAUCUAAACUUUCUAAUUUGGAAACUCUUUCAUUGCAAUGCGCUAUUGGGAAUAAUGUUUCUAUUUUCAAAAAUUUGAAAAAGUUGUUAAUUCAACAUGUCUCUCUCACCAUUGAGACUGUUGAAACUAUUGCUAAGAAUCUAGAUCACGUAGAAUCUUUAAAAUUAUUGUAUAUUGCAAUACAAGGAGAUGAUAUUAUUACAACAUUAUGUAAUUUGAAAGUAACUGAGAGAGUUAAAACACUCCAUUUGGUUGCUAAUAAUAUUUCUGAUGUUGGUGUUGAUUUUCUAAUUUCAAAUUCAAACCUUGAAAAAUUAACAUCACUAGAUCUCUCUUUUAAUAAGAUAACUGAAAAUGGUAUCAGAUCUAUAACUUGUACUUCAAAACUUACAAAUUUAAGAAAGCUGUCACUUAAAAGGUCGAAGGGAAGUUUAUACUUGGGUCACUUUAUGAACAGUCAUUUAAAAAAUUUGACUUCAUUGAAUAUUAAAUCAGAAGAUCAUGCUUUCGAAGGUAUAGAUGACUUUUUACUUUCCCCAUUUGCAAAGAAACUUCAAAAGUGUAGAAUUUUCAGCAAAGAUAUUCCAAAAUGGAGAUUCUCAAGAAAAAUCAACAUUCUAAAAGAGAAUGAGGCCAGUGUUGACACUCUCCUACAAUUUAUGCUAGACAGGCCAUCAAUAGAAAAUUCAAUUGGUAUUAAUCAUGAACUUCCUGAUACUAUUAGAAAUGUGAAUGAUCAUUUUAGAGUUCUACUGAAUUAUAUUGAUAAUUUAUUACCUAGCCAUUUAGGAUUCCAUCCUUCUGGGCGUAUUAUGAUAGUGAUUGAAGCCGAAAUAUGUUAUGGCACUACUAUUAUUGAAAAAUGUUCUGAAACAUUCUCAUGUGAUUAUUCCAUGUCGAUCAAUUGCAAUCAUUACUUCAACUUUGCCAAACGUUUGGUAGAAUUACCAUUAGAGAGUGUCUUGAAAAUCAAAAUUUUCGUCUUGAAACUCUCAUCAAUGGGAAAGAAACAAGUAGCACAUUCUAUAACGCCAAUAUUCAAUAGGAAUGGAAAACAUAUUAAUGGCAUCAUUCAAAAUGCUAUGCAUAGCAGUUUUACACCAAAGGAAUUUAAGAUGAUGACAACCUUUGAUAAGUAUGAUGAUUGUGUUGGUCCUUUUGAGGGAGAUUUAGCUGAAUUACAUGAACUCUCAAACAGUAAAGAACUACCAAGCAAUUUUGAAGAAUUAUUAACAAAGAAAGUGCUGACUGAUGAAGAAAAAAACAUGAUUUGGAGUUUAAGAAAAAUUAUCCCAAAAACUCAUCUAGGUUUGAGAGUUUUGAUGGAAAGCUUUCCCUUUAUGAAUCAGCAUGCCCUCGAAUAUAUGAGAAACCAAAUCAGAGAACUUGUCAAUACCUUCUCAAAUCCAUGCCAAUAUUUGGAAUUAUUAGGAGAACCAUUUAUUGAUACUGAAAUCAGAGAUUUAGCAUAUAAGGCCAUUAAUCAAAUGACAGAUAGCCAAUUAUUCAAUUCUAUGAACAUUAUUAUAGAAUUAUUGGCUUGUGAAAUGGAAUUAGACAAUCCACUCUCACAAAUUCUCUUGAAUCGAGGAUUAAAUAAUGUGGAUAUAGGAAGACAUUUAUUCUGGUGCAUUCAGGGCAACCUGCACAAUUCCAGCAUUAGAGGCAAACUAGCUUGGUUAGCAGUACAAUUUUUGAACAAUAUUACCCAUGAAAGACUGUUGGAAUUUUACAAUCAGUGUCUCUAUAUUUAUCAAAUAGAAGAAAUCGAUUUGAAUAUCAAAGAAACACCAAGAAUUAACUUGUCGACACAUACAGAAUUAUUGGUCCAAAGAGUAUCCGAGUUGGCAUUCCCUACACCAUUCAUUCUCCCUUACCCACCUUACAGCUCAGUUCAACGUAUCAUUGCUGAAAAGACAAGCCUUACUGACUCAAGAAAUAGAGCAGUGAUAAUCACAUACGAAUCGAAUGGGAAAACUGGUCAACUUCUAAUGAUCAGCCGUGAAAAUAAGGUUGAUAGUUACAUGUCCUCAACACUAAGAAUUCUUUCAGAUAUGUGGAAUAGCACCUACCCAAAUGAAGAGAGAACUUUUGUGCAAGGUUCGGUUAUCCCUAUUGAUAAUGAUAUUUGCAUUUAUGAAAAGGCCUCCCAAUCCCUUUAUGAAAUUCAGGGCAGUAAUUUGUCAAGAAUUUCUGAUCCAAGCUCCUGGAUAGAAAUUGGAAACAAUCAAUUUCCAAAUUUUGAAAGAAAUCUUUUACGAUCAUAUGCGUUUCACGCUAUUUUUGCAAUGACUUUAAAGAUUAGAGAUUUGCACAAUGACAAUAUUGGAAUCAAUGAAGAAGGAUUUCUCAGCUUAUAUGAUAAGAAUUCUAUCCUAGCACCUCCCAAGUUUGGUUUCCUUUCAAGAAGAAAAGGAUUCUUUGGUGGUAUGGGAUUACUCAAACUUUUGAAAUCCGAUGAAUUCAGAGACCAUGCUGUAAAAAAUUUAUUCCUGCUUUCUCAAAAUUCUCGAUUACUUUAUGCACUAAUGUGCGAAAUGGUUCGGUUAGAUUUGAGAAAUGACAUUACGUAUCAAAUAAUAGUCAACCAAUUCAAGGAAAUGUUAGAUGAUAACGAUACUUUUAAAAAGUGUCAGCAUGCAGUUGAUAAGUUUAUUAAGGAAGGAACAAAUCUACUUAACACCGAUUUUAUUCACAUGCUAAGACAUGAUUGA